AUGUUUUAUGGACGAAAGACAGAUUCACAAAGGAAAAAUGAUAUUUCAAUCGUUAUGGAAGUUGAACAUUCACCUAUAUAUCCAUUUGAUAAUUAUUCUCAAGAAAAUCAUUCUUUUUCGAAUAAGUCGUUUGUUAACGAGAGAUUCAAUAAUCAUUACACUAAUUCAUUAUCAAAAUCAAAUCCAAAAUGUGAAACAACAAUUCAAACAGGUCUAAACGAAACUACACCUAACGUCCACUUACUUCAAUCAUUAAUGGCCUAUGCCAAUAGUUUUCAACUAGAUUCAUCUGUCGGUCUUUCAUUACAUGAUAAUGAAUAUACGAACAGAAAAUCGUGUACUAGACGUCGUGCCCAAUCUCAUUCAUUUGAAAAUACACUAUCAUUUCGUAAUAAAAGUUUUGAUGAUUUAUCAAAUAACAACAAUAAAAGAAGACCCGUUGCAUCCUUGAAAAAACGAUGUUUAUCAACGGAAGAAAAACUUGAUAAUGUUACACAUAGGCAACAUGUUUCUUCAACCACUGAUCCACAAUUUUGUUUUUCUACAAUAAAAAUGACCCCAUCAUUAACUCAACUACCUUUUGAUGAUCAUAAAAAUAUGACUGGUGGUACUAGUGUUGAAUGGGGUUAUUUGACAGAUGCAGAUUUAUAUGUUGAAUCAUAUGAUUUUAAAACACCGGCUAAUGAAUAUUUUAACAUACCAACAACGUCUCAUAUUGAUCAAUCAAAUAAAGCUUAUUUUCAGCAUUUGAAUGCGCUUUCAAAUAUGACAAAUACCAUUCCUAUGAUGCCCGAUAAUGAAUCGGUUACCACAAUUGACAAUGACUUAACAUGUACUAAUUUACCAUCACCAAUACGGCACAAACAGCAACAAGUACCAUCAUCAUCAUGGAUAACUAAUAUUCAACAAGAACAUACUAACAAUUCGUUGGAGAGUGAUACAUCAUCACCCAUCAUAAUUCAUAGAAAUACCAAAGAUUAUGUUAUAAAACAAGACGUGGCUAUACGUUUUCUUCGUCCGCCAACACCACCAUUAUCUGGUCCCAUUAUUAUUCGUGAAAUUAGAGAGAAAUCCACACGUAUCCCAUCACCCAUUAUUAUUCAAGAAGGAUCUGUAAAUUCCAAAACACCAUCGCCAAUCAUUUUUCGUGAAAGACCACCGGAGCCACCCGAAGUCAAAAGAACACAUAUAAUUUACAAACACAUACCAGCAAAAAGAAGCCAGCGUCCACCAAUUAUUAUUGAACGUUUACCCAUUUUACCCAUUAGAAAACCACCACCAAUUGUUAUCGAAAAAUGGCUACCAUAUCCUGAACAAAAACGUAAAGUUAUUUACGAAAAAGCAUCACCAACAUCUAAAAAACCUCGUUCAAAAAAAUUUAUUAUUGAAUAUAAAAAUAUGAAUGUUAUUGUGGAUAAAGUUGUUAGACAUAUUGAUGGUAUAAAUAAAACUGAUCCAACGACAUAUGUUAAACAGCAUGCUGGCAAAUUACAUUCAAAUGAUAGUUUAGAUGAAUUACUGGAAAAUGUUGUAGAAGUAUCAAAUUGUACAAAAAUGAUAUUUUUAAAUGCUUGCUAUCGUAAUUUGAACAGAGUAAAAACACUUCAUUUAUCAAACCGUGAAGUGAUAAUUGCUUUGAAACGUCCGACGUUAUUUAUUAAUCGCCGAUAUUUACAUAAUAAUCCAUUACUAAAGCAACAACGUCCAUCACUACGUCGAUAUAAACGUUAUACUUUAUUAACUGUGAUCGGUGUAGGUGUUCCACUGGUCUAUUUGAUUUAUACUCGAAAGUGGUUUUCAUUUUUCAACCGUAAAGUCUUUGAUAAUGAAAAUGAGAAUAAUAGUAUAGAAUCUGUUUCACAAGAUGAAUUAGACAGUCUGGGAAAUCAAACAGAACAGAUAUUAAAUAAUGAAUUAUACUCGACGGACUCAUUCACAUUUCUUGUGUCAAUUCGAUUAUUUUUUCGUACAAUCAAAUUAGUCAUGAUAUUUACACCAGUUUUGAUAUUUUACUAUGUUCAACUCUAUCUGUUUCCAAGUUUAUAUGAUAAAUGGUGUACAACAUUAAAACAUUCAUUUGAAUAUUGUGGACCCUGUUUCAUUAAACUAGGUCAAUGGAUGGCGACCAGACCAGAUUUAUUUUCUGCCAAGUUUUGUGAAAUAUUUAAUCAGUUACAUUCAAAUGCCCCACAGCAUUCCACAAAAGAAACAUACAAAUUACUGAAAGAAAACAACAUUAAUGUGAAUGAUAAAAAUCAAACAAAUUUUUUAAAAUCACCAUUGGCUAGUGGUGCUAUUGCCCAAGUAUACCGUUGUAAUGUGAAAAAUUUUGAUUGUAUUAUGAAAGUCCGUCAUCCAAAUGUACAACGAGAAAUCUAUUAUGAUUUGAAAAUUUUAAAUUCAUUAACAUCUCUGCUAACUAAGGUUAUAUCGAAAAAAACAUUUCAAUGGUUGAAUAUCGAAGAUAAUAUUCAAUCGUUUACUAAAAAUAUGUUAUUACAAACAAAUUUGUUGAUUGAAGCCAAAAAUUUAGAGAUAUUUGAACGAAAUUUUGAAAAAUAUGCUAGAAAUAUUCGAUUUCCCCAUUUGUACAAACAAUUACCAUUGACUAAAGAUAUUUUAUUUCAAAGUUAUGAAGAUGGUCUAUUAUUGAAUGAUUUUGUAAAACAAUGUCAAGAUCAACGAAUUAGAAAACGUUUAGCAUAUUUGGGCGUAAAUGCUUUUUUGAAAAUGUUAUUUGUGGACAAUUUUGUUCAUGCUGAUCUUCAUCCUGGUAAUAUUUUAGUUCGUCUAGAAGAUGAAAAAGUACCACUGAAUUCUACUCUUCCUCCAUCGAGAAAGGAACCGGUUAUUAUUUUGUUAGAUGUUGGUCUAAUAUCAUCGUUAAAACGUAAGGAUAAAAAAAAUUUUUAUGAUUUAUUUCGUUGUAUAGUCAAUUAUGAUGGUGAACAAGCGGCACAAUUAAUGAUGGAACGUGCACCAAAUGCUAGUAUGAUUGAUGAACAAUCUAAAAUUGGUUUUCGUCGUGAUAUGUCAAAAUUAAUUGAACAAGUUUUAAAUACACCGUUAAAACAGUUGGAAGUCGGUAUUAUAUUAAAAACUGUAUUAGAUUUAGGAAAACAAUAUCAAGUUAAAAUGGAUUCAAAUUUUACCACAAUAGCAUUGGGUACAAUUAUUAUUGAAGGCAUGGGCAGACAAUUAGAUCCAGAUUUUGAUUUUGUAGCAGCAGCUAGACCAUAUUUACAAAAAGAUUUUACACUAGUUCAAGCGUACUUAAAUGGCCUAUUUAAGCGAAAUUCUAUGGCUGCUGUUAAUUUAAAAAAGGAUAUUCUAAUCAAAUUAUUGGCUCUUAAUCGUUUUAAUGUAGAUUUUCAAUCUUCAACAGGAAUAUUAACUGGAAUAUCAAAAGUAGCCAAAGUGGGCGUUUUACGUUUAGUAUCAGAUAAAGUUGUUUUUGUUUUAUGUGAUAAAAUGUUUGGUGGUGGUGUUAGUAUGUACACUGAACUUGAACCUAAUCGUUUUUUUGAUAGUUAUACAAUGGAAGGUUUAUCAAUCGAAUCAAAUGAAAUAUACAUGGAAAUUACAUUUGAUGAUAUUGUUCGAGCUUUUAAAACAGCUCAAAAUGCAAAAUCAUUUAAAAUACGUUUGAUGAAAAAAAAUGGUGCACCUUGUUUGACAAUCGAUGCUGAAGUAACAUCAAUUUCUCUUACAUCACGACAAUUGACAUGUGAUAUACCAAUACAUUUAAUUGCACGAAAAAAUUGGAAUGAUUUUCGAGAACCAUCAAUGCCAAAUUAUGAAGUACGUAGAAUUCCUAUUCAUUUAAAAUAUUAUACUUAG
This is a messenger RNA of Didymodactylos carnosus, 3840 nucleotides long. The record is from the annotation of a GenBank genome assembly. Lineage: Eukaryota; Metazoa; Rotifera; Eurotatoria; Philodinida; Philodinidae.